This is a messenger RNA of Egretta garzetta (little egret), 2079 nucleotides long. RefSeq names its product HORMA domain containing 1 (gene HORMAD1). NCBI's taxonomy places the organism in Eukaryota, Metazoa, Chordata, Aves, Pelecaniformes, Ardeidae. The coding region runs from base 3 to 1286 and encodes 427 amino acids. The record is from RefSeq and is a predicted model, not a curated record. The transcript is spliced from 14 exons.
CGAUGGUGCUGGGAAGGGGCGCCUCCAUUUCGGCAUUUCUCAGGCAGAAGAGUAUCUGCGAAAUGGCAACUGCUCAGAAGCAAAGGAAUUCUGUGAGUGCAGUUGUAUUUCCUAACAAAAUAUCGACUGAGCAGCAAUCCCUGAUGCUAGUGAAGAGGCUCCUGGCAGUAGCAGUAUCCUGCAUUACAUACCUGAGAGGAAUAUUUCCUGAAAGUGCCUAUGGAACCAGAUACAUGGAUGGUAACAGGCUGUUUUCUUCGGUGGUAGGGGAAACUCAAGUGGCGCGGAGCGCGUCUCACCUUACCCUCACACACCAAGCCUUAGCGAGGGCGGUGGUGUGGCAGCCUGUGGAAGCUGGCAAGGCAAAGCUCCCUGGUUUUUGUGUGAAGGGGGUGUGCUACCUGCUUGGCGUGUUCAGGAUGUUAGGAUGCUAUGAUGCCUUGCAGAAGAAAUAUCUGAGAAUGAUUGUCCUAGCAGUCUAUACCCAUCCAGAAGAUCCUCAGACGAUUACAGAAUGCUACCACUUCAAAUUCAAGUACACCCACAACGGGCCACUCCUGGAUUUCAGCAGUAAGGACAAAAGGAAUGAUUCCACAAUUACCUGUGCAGACACCAAGAAAGCAAGUAUCCUCCUCAUUCGCAAGAUUUAUGUUCUGAUGCAAAACCUGAGUCCAUUACCAAAUGAUGUUUGCCUGACUAUGAAGCUGUUUUAUUACGAUGAAGUUACACCAUCUGACUACCAGCCCCCUGGUUUUAAGGAGGGCGAAUGUGAGGGGAUGAUAUUUGAGGGGGAGCCUCUGUCUCUUAAUGUGGGUGAAGUGCCAACGCCUUUUCAUAUGCUGAAAGUUAAAGUUACAACUGAAAAACAACGAAUGGAAAAUGUUGAUAAAAGCAUCCUAAAGCACGGAGAGACUAAUGUGCCCCUGCAGGUGCUCAGAGUGGACAGAGAUGAUCCAGAAGAGGAGAGCCAGGACAUGAAUGAAGAUCCUGUCCUGGAUAAUAAAGUGGAAUAUAGGGAUAAUACAAACAUUUCAGAAGCUCAAGAACCAAAUUUAACUCGUGAAGAGGAUGAAGUCACGAAGGCUGGAGGGGACCAGAAUCUGUGUGGUUCUAAUCCUCAGGUUGAUCAUUUGGCAAGUAAGACAUCUGAGCUUAACAUGUCAGAGAGCAGGACGAGAAGUGGAAAGAUAUUUCAAACCAGCACUGUUCAUCACUUCGAACUCUCCUCUAGUCAAGACAUGCUGCCAAAAAGGAGAAAGAUCAGUGAACCGAAGGAGCAGUUUUAGUUCCUCCUGCCGUGCUCCUGGUGCCGGGUGUUGGGGGGAGUUCCCCGCACCGCUUCCGUGUUGUUGUUUAACGUCAAUGUUCAUGUUUAAAAGCCUUGUAGGGCUCUUACCUGUUCUAUUUGUUGUCAAAAUGCAGCGUGUUUCAAGGGAAGAAAAAAGAAGCCCAGCUUCAGAACUUAGUUUAUAGGAGGUCAUACCCUGUCGGGAGGGACGGACGGUACCCGGCUGCUGACGUAACCCAGGAGAUUUCUGUAACGAAGGUGAUUUGGGGGAUUUGGCUCCGUGUUUAAAUCCUGGGGGGGACUGUGAUGUUCAUUACCCCCGACACGAGGUUUCACCGGGAGCUUUGGGCUGCGUUUCCUGGCUCCCUGCCCUGCCGGGGGGGGCACCAGCCCCCUCCAGCCGGGGGCUGACCGGAGCUUUGCGGAGCUGGCUCAGGAGGCAGGCGCAGCGGCGGUGCGGUUUUUUUGCUUUUGCUGCUGGGAUGGGGGGGCCUGGUUCUCUGCGUCUUGCAGGCUGAAGGCACCAGGCUGAAGUGAAACCCAAGCCUUCCUCACACCCAAACGCAGGAGGCCCGGCGCGUCUGCGGCCGGCACCCUGCGUGACGGCGUGGGAUGCGCUCAGCCCGUGCGGACGUGGGCAGGGUUCCUUGCAGACGCUGGGCGCGGCGCCGGUGCUUUCCCUGGCAAAAUCCUUGUUCCUCUGCGGCCGGGGGGGAGGCUCAACCUUUCGUCUGUGACUUUUACAGUGAUGCCUUUGCCUCGUUCCUCAAGUAAAACAUCGUUAAAAAUAA